This is a messenger RNA of Entelurus aequoreus (snake pipefish), 2404 nucleotides long. RefSeq names its product gastrula zinc finger protein XlCGF49.1-like. Gene Ontology annotation, biological process: regulation of transcription by RNA polymerase II. The record is from RefSeq and is a predicted model, not a curated record. Gene Ontology annotation, molecular function: RNA polymerase II cis-regulatory region sequence-specific DNA binding; DNA-binding transcription factor activity. Bases 550 to 1383 code for a protein of 277 amino acids. The transcript is spliced from 2 exons. NCBI's taxonomy places the organism in Eukaryota, Metazoa, Chordata, Actinopteri, Syngnathiformes, Syngnathidae.
GGGGCGUUACCCACAUAUGCGGUCCUCUCCAAGGUUUCUCAUAGUCAUUCACCGACGUCCCACUGGGACGUCGAUGAAGAACAUCUUCCUCAUGAGCAGGAGGAGGAACCACAGUCUCCCCACAUACAUGAGGAAGAAGAGGUACCACAUUCCCAACAAAUUAAAGAGGGAGACGAGGCACCACAGACCCGUAGUGUUAAACUGACCCUUCACAUUAAAGGGCAAGCGGAGGACCCACUCAUCUUACACAUCAAAAAUGAGGAGGAGGACCCACUGACCCCUCACUUUACAGAGCAAGAAAACCCGCUGACCCCUCACAUUACAAAGGAAGAGGAGGACCCGUCGACCCCAUACUUUAAAGAGGAAGAGGAGGACCAAGAGCCACCGCACAUUAAAGAGGAAGAGGAGGAACACGGCAUCAGUCAGCCUAAAUGGUUGGAGGAGUUCCCAGUGAUUAGAGUUAUUGUGAAGGGUGAAGAUGAUGAGGUCAAAGGUGAAAGUGAGGAGAAGAGAGAGGCGGAGCCUCCAAGCAGCAGCUCAACACAACACAUGACAACAGAAGCUGAUGGAGACCACUGUGGAGGAUCACAAGCAGACAAGCUCUUAGCUCCACUAUCAGAUAGUGAGGACACAACGUCACACUCUCCUGACACUGAUGAUGAAGACUCUACAGAUGAUAAGACAUGUCACACUGACAACACCCACUUGAAAUGUUCUCACUGUGACAAAACCUUUAAAUACAAUUAUCUUCUGAAAACCCACGUGAGAACACACACUGGAGAAAACCCUUUUACCUGCUCAGUGUGUGGUAAAGGUUUUACAAAAAGUCACAAUUUGAAAGUGCACAUGAGAACACACACUGGUGAAAAACCUUUUUCCUGUUCAACCUGUGGUAAAGGUUUUACACAAAGUCAGAGUUUGAAAGAACACGUGACAAUACACAGUGGAGAAAAAACUUUUUCCUGUUCAAUUUGUGGUAAAGAUUUUGUACAUCGACAGUCUGUAAAAGUGCACAUGAGAACGCACACUGGUGUAAAACCUUUUUCCUGUUCAACCUGUGGUAAAGGUUUUACACAAAGUCAAUAUUUGAAAACACACAUGAGAACGCACACUGGCGAAAAACCUUUUUCCUGCUCAAUCUGUGGUAAAGGUUUUACAGAAAGUCAACAUUUGAAAAGACACACUAGAACACACACUGGUGAGAAAUCACAUUCCUGUUCAAUCUGCAACAGAAGCUUUUGUGAACGACCAAACCUUGUAAGACACAUGAGAACACACACAGGAGAGAAAGUGUUGAGUUGCAGUGUGUGUGGUGAAAGAUUCUCUUAUAAGUACCAGUGUAAGAAACACAAGUGUGCUGGUGAGAACAGCAGCAGCAAAUGAAACUGCAGGAUUUGAAAUAAACUUUCAAGACUUUAAUUUAGACGUCCUUACAACAUCAGCACAUAUAACAUGUGUGACAUUGUUGUUUGUGUAACAAUCUUUUUAGUAUACUUCUACUUUUAUAGAUUAGAUAGUUUAAAAUAUUUAAGUAUUGUAUAUUUGUAUUUCUAAUUGUUAAUGAUCCCAUACAUUAGCACCUUUAUAUGAUAUACAUAUGUACUGGUUCACAUCUGAAACAUCUUCUGGACCACUUCAGGAAGCAUAUUAAUAUUUACUUUAUACAUCAUUGGAACAGUUGUCUUUUAUACAACUUUAAAAUGUGUGAAUUUAUAAAUCAUUUGUUGGGUCUCUAUAAUCAAUGUUAUUAAUGACCUUUAUUACUCUCUUUUGUAAUAUGAUGAUUGUGUUGUGAUUGUUGUAUACAGGGGCGCCGCUAGGGAUUUUGGGCCCCAUGAAAAUAAUCUUUACAGGGCCCCCUGUAUUAUAAUUUCAUCAUCAUUAGGGGCCUCUCUGGGCCCCCCUCCAUCAUGGGCCCCUAGAAUCCGUCUCCUUUACCCCCCCUUUUUGGCGCCCCUGGUUGUAUAUGUAUGUACCCAGACCUUUAUGCAAUAUAAAAGUAAGAGAAAAUGGCUGAAUUGUUUGUAGAAGGAUGUUUUGUUUUUAAACUUUGUGGAUAAAACAAAAAUUCCCAUUACUGGGUUUUAGACAUUUUUAAUGUAUGUUUUCUUUUUAAACAUCCCAAAACAAUAUCAAUAUCAAUCAAAGUUUGGAGUGUCAGGCAAAAGCCAAUAUUGUACAUCAUCCCACAGAGAUUUACUUUGCAUACAUUCAUAAAAUAAACUGUUUAUUUUGUUUCCCUAUCACAGAACGAACAAGUGUUGUCUUCAAUUGCAAAACAACAUCCUAAGAAAUAUUUGAAGUGGUCAAUUUGUUUUUGUUUUCUUAAAUGAUCUACUUUGCCUUUGAAAGAAUGGAAACUUUCAAGUUAUGAGUAUUUGUUUUUGUUCCAGAGAAAAUACAG